Molecule: messenger RNA, 1438 nt
Organism: Drosophila bipectinata
Lineage: Eukaryota; Metazoa; Arthropoda; Insecta; Diptera; Drosophilidae
Gene: Ndfip
Product: Nedd4 family interacting protein
Biological process (GO): vacuolar transport; metal ion transport; ubiquitin-dependent protein catabolic process
Cellular component (GO): endoplasmic reticulum; perinuclear region of cytoplasm; Golgi apparatus
Molecular function (GO): WW domain binding
Source: RefSeq, a predicted model, not a curated record
GUUUCAGUUGCUGUCUAUUUGAGGUCCUAAGGAUUUAACUUCUUAGGCAUGCCGCACAACAACCAACCUUCUCCUGGGGAUGAUCAACUGGGACCCCCCAAGGCAGACUUCAGUGCUCCGCCGCCCUAUGAGGCGACCAGUCAGCAGGUAGUCCUGCCGCCCCAAAUGCCCGCCCUAACUGUGGCCCCUACCGAUCCCGGCCAGAUCCCCAUUCAAAUGCAGGUGCAACUACCCGGUCAAGAGGAGAUGAUGACUGCCCAGCUGCCACAGGAACUGCACGGAAAGCUGCCGACCUACGAGGAGGUGCAGAUGGAAAAGUCGCUGAACGGAGAGCUGCCGCCCGCCUUUUUGACGCUGCCAUCGUCCCAGCAGCUGCCGCCGCCGCCGAAUCCACUGCUGCCGCCCAAUCCGCUGCGUGAUGGGACCGGAGCUGUACGAUCCGCUCAACCGGCGCUGACCUUUAUCGCGAUCGAUGCCAGUGACGCCGAAAACAGCCUGUCCACAACAGAUAACUUGCUGGGCACAGACAUCAUGUUCAUCACAGCUUUCAUUGUGGCUUUUCUGUUCAACUGGAUUGGCUUCCUGAUGCUUACCUGUUUCUGUCACACGAUUGCCGCCCGAUACGGAGCGUUAUCCGGCUUUGGACUGUCGCUGGCCAAGUGGACGUUGAUCGUUAAACACUCGACGGACCUGGCAUCGCACGAGAACUCCUGGCUCUGGUGGCUGAUCUGUGCCUUUGGCUUCCUUAUCAGCAUACGCGCUUUGAUUCAGUAUGUGAGCAUCAAGAGGUCAUGGCGCCUUCUAUCCGCCUCCGCCCAGGAGCGGCUGCUCUUCUUCUACUAAACGCACCAGGAGGUGGCUACUCCCCUGGAGGCAGCUGCCGUGUAUAUACGUUGUGGGUGACCAGAAAGCUGGAUUCUUACCCGAUCCCAUCACCUCAAAAUCCCCCUAAAUCGGCGCACACAAAAACCAACCAGAACCCAUGUGAACUCAGUCUGGAGAAGUUAAGACAACCACUUAACAGUCCUUACGAAAAAUUAUUCUGAUUGACAAAAAAUAAUAUUCAAAAUUUGAAUGUUUCUUUUAUAUUGAAAUCUUAAAUAAUGUUUCUAUAACUCAGUCAUGUUAAAUGUAACAGAAUAUUUUAUUUUUUUGCGCCGUUUUUUAAAACCAUUUCUCAUUUAAAAAUGCAAAUAUGUUUAGAAAUGUUUCAAAAAUCCAAAAGUAUUGUUUGAAAACCAUGUAGCAAGGACUGUUUAGGGUUUUCUCUAGUUACUAUGUUAAAUAGCGCAACUUAGUCCACAAAUCCAGAUAAAUGUAGCAUAAUGUCCUUUAUCUAUAUGUGUUGAUUAGUGAGAGGCAACAGCUCCCUUGUCUGCAUCCAGAUCGAUUCUAAAUGUAAAUGUAUGUGAAUGUAUAUGGUAAACUCUCACCCUCC